AUGGAUCCCUGGCCUCCGAAGCGUGCGCAUGGCAGGGCACUGGAGGCCGCCAAGCAACCGGUGGCAGACGGGCCGCACCUGCGCAGCCGACAAUCUGUCGGCUUUGGUGAGACACUGCUGCGGGAGAUGCCGAUGCUCCUGGUUCCGAAGGAUGCCACGGCAUUUCUCCGCAGUGCAGCUCCCGACGUACUACUACAGGCUGCGGCUCGCCUUGGUGACAGCCAGCGCCUCGCAAGCUUCGUGGCCUUCCAGCAUCUUCCAGCAGAGCAGCAGGAGGCUCUGCUUGCGAUGGGUGUCCCCGAGGGCAGUUGCAGCAUCCGCGAGACCGAGCGUGUGAUCCGCACGUUCCUGCAGGACUUCCCUGUGUUUGCAGCUGCUGUUGACUGGAAGCUUUUCGUUGAGGUGGUCGGCAUCGUCAGCGAGCGGGGUAGCCGCUUGGCCAAUGGGAACUAUGCCGUGUACAAGUUGAUGGAUUUGGCUUCACACAGCUGCCAACCCAACGCUGUCGUGGAGACUCUCGACGAAGACGGUCUGCGGGAGCUGCGCUGCCUCAGCUAUGCUGGCAUCGCGGAGAACGAAGAGAUCUCAACAAGCUACGUGGCUGAGGAGGUCUUGCUCCAGCCCUCGGAACCCCGACGUGCGACCAUCCGUGCAGAGCGUGGAGGCUGGCACUGUGCCUGCAACCGAUGCAAGCUCGACGGCGAGGUUGCCAAUGACCUCCGCAGUGUUUCUGCCCAACUCCGUCGUGGCAUGGAGGUGCCUCCCUUGAGGGAACGUCUGCAGGCACUAAAAGCCAUCGAUACAGCGUUGCCCUUUGCUAUGGCGGCAAAGGCGCGUGUGCGAUUCUCGCUGGCACAAGCAUGCGAGGCCGCCGUCGAUCAGGGGCUGUUUGAGGAGGCCAAGAUGUUGUACGAGCAAGCCUUGGAUGAGACAGACAUAGUGCUUGGGCAGAAGGGGCUUCGAAAUCUUGCCAACAUAAAGCGGCGGCUGGAGCAGCUGCUGGAGACAAUGGCGUGA
Symbiodinium necroappetens is the source of this 1017-nucleotide messenger RNA. Lineage: Eukaryota; Dinophyceae; Suessiales; Symbiodiniaceae. The record is from the annotation of a GenBank genome assembly.